GGCGGCGCAUGCGCGGCGGGAGGCGGAGCACGUGGUCAGGUGCCCGGAUGGCGGCGGCCCAGGCAGUCGGGGGGCGGCGAGCCGGCCAUGGCUGAUGCCGAAGAGGACGAGGUCGUGGGCAGAGAGGCCGUGCUCUACGAACUGCAUCAGAUUCACAGGACCGCCCGCGGCCUGGUGCAGGAGCUGAGGUCCUUGGUGAAGGCGACCGACCCCGGGGAGGGGAAGCUGCUCCGGUCUCGGGACGAGGCGCUGGGGUCCCUGGAUGUCUGGAAGACGCUGUUCGCCGCCGCCGGCCCCCCGCCCCCCGGCCCCGCCCAGUGAGGAGGACCCGAGCCCGGCGGACGAGGCCGGGGUGGACCGGCCGGAGCCGGCCGAUGGCGGCGCCGGGGAUCCGGAGGAGGAUCCGGAGUCGGAUCCGGAGUCGGAUCCGGAGGAGGAUCCGGGGCCGGCGGCGCCGCCCCCCGCCCCCGUGCGGCCCUUCCACCUGCCGGGCACCAGCCCGUCCUUCUCCCUGCGCAGCCGCAGCGUGUUCGACGGCCUGGAGGGGCCGGCCGCCGGGCCGCCCCCCGCCGCCGUCCCCGAUUACGUGACCCACCCCGAGCGCUGGACCCGCUACAGCCUGAGCGACACCCCGGACGCGACGGACCGGGACAACCGGGCCGCGGCCCUGGACUUCCUCGACGCCCUGCGGCGGCGCCGCGGCCCCGGCCCCCCGCCCUCCUUCGACCAGGACGCGGCCAGCCGCGGGGCCGGCAGGAUCGUCUUCCGCAGGCCGGGGCGGGCGGGGCCGGGGGGCGGCGACGCCUCCCGGAAGAGGCCCGCCCGGGGGGACGGGCCCGGCGGGGAGCCCCCCGGACGGGAGGAGGACGAGGACGAGGACCCGGACCCGGGGGACGGCGGGGAGCGGGCGAGGGGGCCGCCCUCGGAGGAUGGGACCGCGGCCUGCUUUCACGGGAACAAGAGGAGGAGCCGUGGGCAUUUCCGCGUCAGGGCCGCCGACGAGGACGACGACGCCUGAGCCGCCCCCUGCCCCGCCGGUGGGGACCCCCCGCGGCCGGGACCCCCGCGUCCUCCCGGAAGCGGGGAUCCCGAUCGCUCGCUCGUGCCGCGGACCCGGUCCGUCUUUCCCCCUGGCGCCAAUAAAGCCGUUUCGGGACA
This is a messenger RNA of Ornithorhynchus anatinus (platypus), 1158 nucleotides long. It is a transcript of the gene TSSC4, whose product is annotated as tumor suppressing subtransferable candidate 4. Lineage: Eukaryota; Metazoa; Chordata; Mammalia; Monotremata; Ornithorhynchidae. The record is from RefSeq and is a predicted model, not a curated record. The transcript is spliced from 4 exons. Bases 263 to 1018 code for a protein of 251 amino acids.